AUGUUCGAAAAGCUAUUCGGUGUUACGAAGAAGACCUUCCUGGAGAAGAAUGUCGUUCGCGCUGGCGAGAACGACAAAUUCUACGAAGACAAGUGCACGUUCUGUUGGGGUCCAUACGACGAAGAUCAUCGCGCUGUGCGCGUGCAGCCUUGCGAUCACGUAUUCGGAGACGUCUGCCUCGAAGACAUGAUCGACGCCCCGAAUGGAGACAAAUGUCCCAUCUGCCGAGCAACUUCCGGCCUGGAUCAGGUUUCCAGUCAAGGCCGUCAACUCCUGGUACUACAUGUCGAACGUGUGCUACCAGAUUGA
This is a messenger RNA of Alternaria arbusti, 309 nucleotides long. RefSeq lists its product as uncharacterized. Bases 1 to 309 code for a protein of 102 amino acids. The record is from RefSeq and is a predicted model, not a curated record. NCBI's taxonomy places the organism in Eukaryota, Fungi, Ascomycota, Dothideomycetes, Pleosporales, Pleosporaceae. The transcript has 3 exons.